This is a messenger RNA of Bradysia coprophila, 741 nucleotides long. Its product is annotated as chromobox protein homolog 1-like. The record is from RefSeq and is a predicted model, not a curated record. Lineage: Eukaryota; Metazoa; Arthropoda; Insecta; Diptera; Sciaridae. Gene Ontology annotation, cellular component: nucleus.
AGUUCUGAUACAAGUGCCCUUCAAACAGUGUCACUUGAAUUGUCACAUGUUGAGCUCCAUUUUGUGAAAUAAAUUUACAACCCAAAGAGUGGAUCUUUUAGAUUUUGUUCGAAAAUCAAUUGAAAUGGGAUCAAGGAAGAGAAAAGCAGCAGUAGAAGUUACAAAUAAUGUUUUGGGACCUGAACAAUAUGAAGUUGAAAAAGUUUUGAAAAAAAGGACACGCAAAGGAAAGACUGAGUACUUGAUCAAGUGGCUUGGCUAUCCAUCGUCUAGUAAUUCUUGGGAGCCAAGCGAAAAUCUAGACGCGGCUCUGCUCGCAUCAAUUGAGGAGGAGGCAGAAAAGAGUGACGAGUAUCGAUACAAAUUCGAAGAAGGCUUUAGCGUCUUGAAAAUUUUGGCCGCCAAGAUGGAAAACGACGAAAUGAUGUUUCUGUUCCAAUACAGAAAUACCAAUGAAGGAGAAUUCGUUCCAGCCAAAAUAGCCAAUGUUAAAUUCCCUCAACUCGUUAUCGAAUACUAUGAAGGAAUCACUUUGUGGACGGACUGAGCAACUUUAAGAUGAAUUUAUUUAUAUAUUCCGAUGGGAAUAAGAUUUUUUUUCACAAUUUUUAUCAAUAUAUUUACAUGCUACGAUGAAGUUAAUCAAUGCCUGAUGAUGGAAUUCAGUUUUCUGAAUUAAAGUUACAAUAAAAGUAAUUAACUCGAAAGAAAAAUUGAAUCACUUGCGGUGUCACUACAAAA